Chlorella variabilis is the source of this 1959-nucleotide messenger RNA. RefSeq lists its product as hypothetical. Gene Ontology annotation, molecular function: magnesium ion transmembrane transporter activity. The record is from RefSeq and is a predicted model, not a curated record. Gene Ontology annotation, cellular component: membrane. The transcript is spliced from 11 exons. The coding region runs from base 1 to 1959 and encodes 652 amino acids. Gene Ontology annotation, biological process: magnesium ion transport. NCBI's taxonomy places the organism in Eukaryota, Viridiplantae, Chlorophyta, Trebouxiophyceae, Chlorellales, Chlorellaceae.
AUGAUUUGGCUGGCUAUACUCAUCACAGUCGUCUCGUCCACCAGCUGCUCUGUGGGCAAGGCGCUGCAGAAGGAGGCCACCCGCCACCUGCCGCGCUUCUCAGCCUCCGACCGCAAGAUACUGGCGCAGUACCUGCACAGCCGCGUGUGGCUGACGGGGCUGGCAGCGGAUGUCGGGGGCGCCGUCCUGCAGAUUGCCGCCUUUGCGCUGGCGCCGGUCUCCAUUGUGCAGCCGGUGAGCGGCGUGGGCCUGGUGGGCCUGGCGGUGUACAGCCACCUGUUCCUCAAGGAAAAGAUGCAUGCGCUGGAGUGGGGGGCGGUGGCCCUGGCCUUUGUCGGCACCAUAGGCCUGGGCGCCACAGGCUCUGAUGGUGAUGCUGCUGGCAGCGGCGGCGCCGCAGAUGCCGCGGCGGCGGCAGCCGGCGCCGACGGGGCUGGCGGCACGGCUGCCGCCGCCGCCGUCAAGGCGGCGGGGGCUGCUCGGCAGGUGGUGCAGCCCGGCGCGUUCCGCAUGCUGGGCGUGGUGCUGCUGCUGUCGGCGGGCGUGCUGCUCGUGUCGCUGCUGCGCCAGCGCCACCACCACCGCCAGCGCCGCCCCGGCGACAGGACCACGGCGGCGACGUACGGCCUGCAGGCGGGAGCAUGCUUCGGCCUGUCCGCGGCGUCGUGCCGCAUAGGCUUCCUGCUGGCGCAGCGGUUGAGCAAGUUGUGGGUGGCGGUGGGGCUGGGCGGCAGCGUGACGCUCAGCAGCAGCGGCUUUGUGCUGCAGACGUUGAUCGUGUGCACCCUGGCGGCAGUGAGCAGCAUGGUGACCGGCGUGCUGGUGGGCGUGCUGGGCCUGGCCGAGGCGCUGCCACAGACGGCAGGGGCGGUGGUGACACGUGUGCUCAGCUGGGCAUGCGUCCUGCUGGGCGUGACGGUGCUUGCCAAUGGUGCUGGUGGCGCCCGCGAGCUGGCGGCGGUGGUGCUGUCCAAGCUGCCGGACUUUGUGUGGAAGGUGCUGCCCGUUAGCCUGGCUGUCAAGAUGAAGAGCUGGGCCACGCACCGCGUGGAGCUGCCAGAGCUGGCGGCACCCGAGCUGCGGCAGGCAGGGUCUGGAGCCCACACCAAGCGGCUUCGUGUGGUUAGGGACUGGCGGGAGCAGACUGGCCCAACGAGCUUUGUGGGGUGUGGCGGGUCCUUCCCGCCGCAAGCCGGAGUGGGCGUGCGCGUAAGGGACCACACGCUGGUGUCGGUGCACAGCUUCAAGGGCGACCAGGCCCACCUGCUGGACAAGCUGAUCGCCGCCUCCCAGCGCAAGGAGGUGCCCACCGAGGCCCUCAAGGAGCGCACCCUGGUGCCCUUCUUCGACUCGUCGGAUGCCUCUGCCACCAGCUUCCAGUCGCUGCAGGCGGGCCGCCGCCCCGCGGCCACCAAGCCGCUGACCGUGCCCAAGCAGCCCCAGGCUGCGCUGCAACACGGCCUCAAGCGCCACGCCCACGAGCGCUCCAGCGCCCACCUGGCCAGCAGCCCGCCCAAGAAGGAGGCCGAGGUGGUGCAAGCCAAGCACCAGCGCGGCAAGCCCGCCGCCUCUGCCGCCUCGUCUGGCGGCAAGGGCGCCGCCGCCGGCUCCUCCUCCGACACCGAGGCCAGCUCCGCGCGCAAGCCACGCCCCGCCAGCGGCAAGAAGCACCAGCGCGAGGUGGCCGCACGCGCCGCCGCCCCCUCCGGCGGCAGCCAGCGCGCGUCGCCGCCGCGCAAGCGCCCCGAGCACGCCGCCACCCACGCACGCGCCCCGGCCGCGGCCUCGGCGCUGCGCACGCCCGCCAAGGGCACCAAGGCGGCCCCCGCCGCCCCCUCCAGCAAGUUUGCGGGCCCCGCGUUCACCAACAGCCCCACGCCAGACAGCCUGCCCAUCCCCACCUCCAGCCUCCUCCUGCAGGAGGCUGCCGACGGUCUGCGCUCCCGCCUGACCCUGUGA